AUGUCCACAGCACCUGGCCAGUCAUCCCCAGACAAGAAACCCAACGAGCAGUGUUACAACUGCGGAAAAGAUCAUUGGACGUUGGCUUGCCCCGAACCGCAGAGGCCGAUUAUGGACGGCAUUCAGCGCUGGCAGUCGCGGCAUCAAGAGCAAGGUGGUUCCAACCGUAACAACUCAUCGCAAGAGAGACGCGGGCCAGUCGUAGAGCGUUACCCUCCCCUGCCGAAUCACGGUCAAGCUAUGGGCGGAUACCCACCACCUUCAGGCUAUCCCGUCCCCGGAUAUGCUGGCAUGCCUCCUGUUCCUCCCGGCUUGCCUCCUGCUGGUCCACCUGGCUUGACUCCUGGUGGCCCUCCUGGUCUUCCACCUGGUCCUCCUGGCUACACCCCCAAUGGUCCUCCCGGCUUCAAUCCCAGUGGUCCACCAGGUCUGUCUUCUGCCGGUCCACCCGGUUUGCCCCCUGGUGUUGCACCUCGCCCCCCAAACCAACCCCCUCCACCUCCACCAGGACCUCCCCCUUCUCAUCCUUACCAGCCGCAGCAACCAUAUCCACCAGCCCAGUAUGCUGGAGGUUAUCAAGCACCGCAGCCACCACAGCAGGCACCGCAGCAUGGUCAGUAUAUUCCACCAGUUCCUCCACAGUAUCCACAACAGUAUGGCCAGCAACCUCCUUACGGCCAGCAUCAAUAUGUUCCACCAUAUCACCCACAGGCCGGCCCAUAUGGCGGUGCCCCGAAUUAUCCUCCUCAGCAGUACGGUCAGCCAGGUCCGCCUACAGGACCUGCGCCAUAUGCUCAACCUCCUUUUGGCAGUCAAGCCCCGCCUCCACCACCUGCCGCCCCAUACUAUGCUGCCCACGCAGCUGGGUUCAGCCCUCCUCCCCUUGCCACGGGGGCAUAUCCCCCGCCUCCUCCGCCCGGCUGGGUUCCUCCUCCGUUCCCACCCGCCCAUCAGCAGGCAGAUGGCAGACACCAGCACUCGAACAACAAUCGAGAUAGAAAGGACCGGCGGAGGAGGAACAGGGAUAGAAACCGAAAUGGAAACCGCAAUAACAACGGCAAUGGUAAUGGCAAUGACAGCCAAGGCCGAAAUGGUCAGCGCAGAGACCGGCCGCAUAGCCAGCAAGUCCGGCAGCAGGCGUCUGCGGACGAAAACCAGGUGUCACCGGACGCCAGCCCAGCUCGGCGGCAGUCGGUGACGGGCGGUGACGGGGCGUUGGCGGGCGGUGCGGGAUCGUCGGCGGAUGUGACCAACCCGCCCGCAGAUGUCGUAAGUUCGUUGGCGGAUGGCAGUCAAGUGCCGGCUGAAGACAUCCCAGCUUUGGAGCAGCCAGCAAUCGAGGGCCGUGAAGGCCAAAAGAAACGCCGGGGGAGGGCCGGGUCGCCAAGUCCACCCAAAGAUCCCAAUGAGUGGGACUUUGUGGUGGACAACAAGCAUGUCUUCCCGGACCUGGACCCAAAGCCCGCCGACCCCGUUGGCAUCCCACUCCCCUUCCACUUCACGGAAGAUCCCACCAUCCCACCGGCUUACAAUGCCACGUGCAUCAAGUCAAAGUACUUCAAUGAGUAUGACUUGAUGGACUUUUGCAAGUCGGUGCGGGACAAGGAGGAGUGGGAGAGGCUGAAGAAUGACCCCAUCUUUCGUCACUACCCUGGCAUGGUGAGGAGGACGUUUCCGCCAGACAAUAGGAUUGAGUACUCCACAUACGAGCCUACCCCUCCUCUUUCCCCUUCUGUUGAGAUCAAGUUGCCGCCCAAGUAUGAGCCGCCUCAGCCAGCCUCCCCCGCCCCGGCUCCAGUUGACAGCCGGUAUGGUAGCGAGUAUGACAGCUUUGAAGACAAAAGAGGUAGACGGGAUGACCGCUCCGUUAGAGACGAUGAUGUCGGCUUCCGCUCUCGCCGUUCGCCCCCCCACCAGCCCAGGCAUCAAGACUCCCCACGCGAUCGUGAUCGUCGUGGCCAGAGCAGCAACCAAGACCGCUGGUCACGUUAUCCUGAUGACCGCGACAGAGACCGCGGCAUAAAGCGUCGCCGAAGUGCCUCGCCCCCGACCCCAGCCGACAUAACCGCCGACCCUUGGUCCCCCAACGCCGUCGAGCCUCCCUCCACCAAACGUCGCAGUGACGACCGCCACUCCGACACCCCCCGCGGGAGUACCUACCGUGACCGCAACGACCGCGUCCCCUACAACAAAAGAAACGACAGCGGCUACCACAGCGGCCAAUCCCUCGACAAGAUCUCCUCCCGCCGCGACAGCCCAAGAGAGUGGCAACCCCAGUCCAACAGGCGAAUGUCCAACCGCCCCCACGGUUACGACCAGCGCAACCGGUCUGCCACCCGCAGUCGCAGCAGGAACAGCAGCAGCGGCUGUGAAAACGCCAGAAGCCGCACCAGAAGCCGGUCGCCUCCUCCCCGGAAAAAAGCUGCUUGGGGUAGAAGUAGGAGUAACUCCCCUUUGACGUUUCAGGACAAGAUGCUGCUUGGUUUUACUGGAACUGAGAGCUCUGAUGAGGAGGAGAAGGAGGUGGAGAAGAGGGUGGCCAAGGCGAGGAGGAUGGAGAAGAAGAAGCCGCCUGUUAAAAGGCCCAAGGUUGCUUCUGCGUUUAAGUAA
Molecule: messenger RNA, 2610 nt
Organism: Podospora anserina S mat+
Lineage: Eukaryota; Fungi; Ascomycota; Sordariomycetes; Sordariales; Podosporaceae
Exons: 2
Coding region: 1-2610 (869 amino acids)
Source: RefSeq, a predicted model, not a curated record